Messenger RNA from Paramuricea clavata, 381 nucleotides. NCBI's taxonomy places the organism in Eukaryota, Metazoa, Cnidaria, Anthozoa, Malacalcyonacea, Plexauridae. The record is from the annotation of a GenBank genome assembly.
AUGGUUAAAAUUGAAGAGUUAAAUCGGAAGAGGAGUUUGGCGAAGAAAAUGUUCGACGACGAAGUAAAAAGCUUCGAAUUUGUGCUAGAAGCUCGCCCGGAAAUACAUAGUCUUGAAGAGGCUUUUGGCGAAGUCAAGGUAAAAUAUAAAGCUGUAAGAGAAAUACAUAAUGGAAUUACUGACUUAAUGGUAGAAGCUGACAUUGAGGAAGCCGAUUUUACAAACCAUGAUAUUUUUAUUACGGAAAUCAUUGCAAAAUAUGGCGAUUUACUCUCAAAGUUAGAACAAUAUCGACGAAAAUGUGAAGUAGAUCAAACAUCAAAGGGACUACCGACUGAAAUGGAACCCAAACAACAGAGGUCUAAUCUGGAGAGAAUAAAG